This is a messenger RNA of Sclerotinia sclerotiorum 1980 UF-70, 726 nucleotides long. RefSeq lists its product as hypothetical. The record is from RefSeq and is a predicted model, not a curated record. NCBI's taxonomy places the organism in Eukaryota, Fungi, Ascomycota, Leotiomycetes, Helotiales, Sclerotiniaceae. Bases 1 to 726 code for a protein of 241 amino acids. The transcript is spliced from 5 exons.
AUGAAGGAAACAGAAGACUCUCUGCCACGUACCAACAGUGUGGACAUUGAACGAUCCGAUAAUGGAACUGAGAAACCUUUUUCUGUGAGAAUGAGAAAACAUUUUGCACAAGAAGUAAGCACAGAUCAUGCAGAUAUUCUCAUGUUGCUUUGUUGUCUCAUCACUGGGUUCUUGGAUAGCACGCUGUAUAAUGCCUUCAAGACCUUCGUUUCUAUGCAAACUGGUAACACAAUCUUCUUAGCUCUUGGCGCAUCAGGACAAAACAACCGACCUUUUGGUUGGGCACGAUCGCUCAUCUCCAUCGGUUUCUUCUGCAUUGGUUCCUUCGUCUUCUCGCGAUUCCACCGCUUCCUUAACCCCCUUCAACGAAGUACGCUCGUCGCUUCGUACCUCCUCCAGAGUUGUUGUAUCUUGCUGGCAGCCAGUCUGGUUCAAGGCGGUGUGAUUGAAGGCGCGGUACCGGCGGGAUUAAUUAAUUAUUGGAAUCAAAUUGCUGCAAUUGCUUUGUUGAGUUUCCAAGCCGCAGGCCAAAUCGUCUCAUCCCGCCUUUUGGGCGUGGGAGAAGUUCCUACUAUCGUCAUCACCUCUCUUCUGUGCGAUCUCUUAUCCGACCCAGCUCUAUUUGCUCGCCCAUCAGCAAACGUUAAGAGAAAUAGACGAGCAAUCGCUUUUACCUUGACACUCCUAGGCGCGAUUGUUGGCGGUUGGAUGGGUAAUUAUGAAUAG